Molecule: messenger RNA, 333 nt
Organism: Cokeromyces recurvatus
Lineage: Eukaryota; Fungi; Mucoromycota; Mucoromycetes; Mucorales; Mucoraceae
Exons: 2
Coding region: 1-333 (110 amino acids)
Source: RefSeq, a predicted model, not a curated record
AUGCCCCUGAAUCCUAUUCCAACUUUAACAGAACAGCUGUUCUUAACGGAAGAGGAAGUCUUCACCAUCGUCAGAUCAUAUCUGCCUGACGGUGACUUGAUUUCUAGUCAUUUAUGUGAAUGGAUGGCCAAAGACGGCGCAUGGGAAUUUCGGGAUUUUACAUGGAAGCAUAUCAUCAAUAUGCAGCAGUUCCGCUCAAAUGUAAAAUCAACAAUGUCAAGCAUUUGUACUAUUGGAUAUGCUCGAAAAAGCAAUACAAAAGACUCAAAGGCCGCCAAAAUAAAUUCUGUUAAUCUUCAGAUCUACAAACUAAAAAAAGAAGCUUCUUUGUGA